Exaiptasia diaphana is the source of this 1525-nucleotide messenger RNA. RefSeq lists its product as uncharacterized. The coding region runs from base 61 to 507 and encodes 148 amino acids. The record is from RefSeq and is a predicted model, not a curated record. The transcript has 6 exons. Lineage: Eukaryota; Metazoa; Cnidaria; Anthozoa; Actiniaria; Aiptasiidae.
UGAUUUAAUUUGUUUGCUUAGGAAGGAGGGAGUGRCAGUCAAAGUCCUUCGGCAUUKUCAAUGCUUGGACAACUCCACAACAACCAGCAGUAUCCCCGCAUGUCGAUCAGUGGGAUUAAGCAACAGGUGCAACAGACUGAAAKAAUGCUGCGGUUAAGAAAUGUUCCUCAAGAACAAAGUGAGCUUGAUCCGGUAACCCUUAGACAGCAGAUGAUCUUGUGGAGAUCAGGCUACCAAGAAUCAGCAGCAAACAUCAAUGUGUUUACUCGCCGGUCGAUCAAUAGGAUCCAGCAAUACGUGCAACAGACGGAAGGAAUGGCGCGUUUCAGAAAAGUGCCACAAGAACAAAGUGAGCUGGAUUCCGUUUCCAAUAGUCAGCAGAUGCUGUGGAGACCAAUUUGCCAGGAAUCAGCAACAAAUAUACCUGUGGAGCGAAAUCAGSAAGACAACUCGGCCAAUGAUGUUUGUGAGGAAAUCCGUGAAUGCAUUGUGGAACAGCUCGAUUAGGCAGAGCCAUUUUUGUUUUCUUAUUUUAUCUAUACGUGCCCCCCAACACAUCCCGUAAUUAUAAACUUACUGCUCCAAAUAAUUAAUGAUCCUGAGUAAAUUUAAAUCAUAAUAGACGUCUGAAGCUUUAACGUUAUACAAUAAAUACGCAUAUAAGAUUGCCACAAAAUAUGACGAAUUCUUUUGAUUUCUUUAGAAACUAAUCCCAUGAUGCAUUGCAAUUCAAAUUGGUUACGUAAAAGCUUCAGAAGUCUAACGUCAAAUUCAUAUUUAUCAAUACAGUUACUUGUUACUGUCGUAGAGCUAGGCAUUUUGGGAACUUUUAUGUCAGUUCAUGUUUUCAGUCAUUUAAAUGUACGUUUGUCAAGAGUUCCGUAUGUAAUUAAUUUGUCCACACUUUUUAUCUUUUAUGUCAUAUAAUAUUUUUUUAUCUUUUAUGCAAUGUAAUAUUUUUAAAAAUAGUUUCGUAUUAUUAGAUGCUUUACGUAUUGCACAUGACAACUAUUUAUUCACGAUUUGUAUUUUCACCCGAGUUUGCAAUCUGACUCUGAUAACCAUCUGUCUGGUGAAUGUGAAAGUUAAAUUAUUCCUUGGAGUAGUGCUUGCUUUUAUCCGAUUCUACUAAAUAUCAAUUCAUGCAUUUAACUGUUAUUUCAUACAUAGCGUCAAUGUAAUAUAAGCAACUUGUAGCUUUUUUAUUUCUGUGUUUAAUAAAGUUAUUACUAUCAUUAUUAUAUAGAUAUGAAAAUUUAUACCUGAUCGUUGAGCUCCGACACCAUCUGCAUAGAAAAGAAUGAUUUUACUAUUUCGAUGAUAGCAUUAGUAGAGGUACGCUGUUUCAAGUAAUGAAAGCGGAAAUUUUGAUAUAAAGAUGUAAUUUCGUUUUCAUUACUUGAAGCAGCGUAUACCUCUACAAAGGCUGUCAUAGAAAUAGUAAUUUCAUUGGGUUGUAAUUUUUAGGCCUGUUCAUCUUGUUUCAUGUCUCAACGUAAUUGCAGACUAUUUUAACAUUAAAACA